Molecule: messenger RNA, 2334 nt
Organism: Auanema sp. JU1783
Lineage: Eukaryota; Metazoa; Nematoda; Chromadorea; Rhabditida; Rhabditidae
Source: the annotation of a GenBank genome assembly
AUGAAUGAAGUGGGUCGUGAACACAAAGUUCUUCUUGUAUUGGAUCAAGGAUCUCUUCUUUCACAACGCUCAGGCGAAAAAAUCACUGUUUCCCUGAAGGAGUCAUCAUCUUCUGAAACCAAAGAAAUAGCUUCGACCGAAAAAACUCUAUGGACAUGGUUAAUAGAAUGCACCAUAGAGUUCCAUAGAAUAACUGGAGAUUUGUUUCAUGAUUCUUCGAAUCUACUCAGGAUUUUGAUAGCCAAAGAGAAGUGUAAAUAUCUUGCUCGUUGGGGAGAAGAACUCUUUUCUUCUAGAGACCUUUUCCAAUAUUUGUAUGACAUAGACCAUCCUAAAGAGUCUGACCCAAGCAAAAGUUAUCUGAUCAGUGGCUUCAAAAAUGCUCUGCAAGGAAUCAGCGAAUUAACCGAACAUCAAAAAAAACUUCAACAGCAAGCAAUGGAAAAAGAACUCAAGAAACUCAUAAUAACACAAAUUGAUGAGACCAAUAUUCACAAAGACUCGGCUGUAUCUGUGAUGAAAAACGUUGGUUCUAUUGUCCUCUUCACAUGUUUUGAAAGCCAGAAGGAUCUAGACAAAUUUGUGGAGAUGAUGCCAGGCAUGGUUUCGGAAGAAAAUGAAAGCUUGCAGUCUUCCCAAAAUUCAAAGAAUCAAAAAAUUGACCAUGUCUUUGUGGCAGUGGUCAACAUAUAUCCUAAAAACAAGAAAGUUGAACUAUCUACUCAUUCUUUCAAAGAGAUUGAUCCGUUGGUUUCACUGACUGUCAUUAAUAGUGAAGCAGAUGCUCUUGUGAUUUCUGCUGCUCACGGGGCUUGUAUUGAAAUUUAUGAUCUCAUCUCCACAACUGUAUCGGGGAUCCCCAUGAAGGAGGAAGCUCAAAAAGGACAGUCUGUUAACUACGAUGUAGAACUUCUUCAUUCUAAAGCAGCACAUGAACAGCUAGAGAAGUUCGGCUUAGUUGGUCAGAAUGGUUUUCUUAAAGACCCAGGAUGCUCGUAUUAUCCUACUUUCAAAUUGGCAUGGGCUACUCCUAGCCCUCGACAGGCUUGGAAUUUGCUUCCUCGUACAAAAUGCCCUUAUGCUAUAACGCCAUGUUCUGUGAAUAGUAGACCAUCUGUAUGUUUGACUUCGUUCUUGUUGAAUGGAAGAACAGUCAUGUUAGAAGUUGUUAGAAAAGGUCCGGCUCAAGACUUCAAACCCAAUGUUGGACAAAAAUUAAUUUCCCAUACCUUAGUCUCCCAUGCAGGACGUCUUUAUAUCCACUCGAUCGAUAUAGAGAAAAUUGCGGCCAUCGAUGAGCCAUCUAAUGAUCUCGAUGAAAUAUUAUCAAUACCUGACAGCAUAACUGAAUGGAAAGAUGAGACCUCUGAUGCAGAGGCUGAUGUGGAAGCAAUGGAUCAAGAUGAUAAACAGAUAGGGCGCGCAUCGUCAGACUCCGUUGAGAAGUUCGAAGAAGAUUUUGACAUGACUGGAAACUCAGAUUCUGAAGACGAUCAAUUCGUUAACUCUGCAUACUGUAUGGUAGAUAGGUACUAUGAUGUGAUCGGAGAGAGCAGUACUUUGCGUGUGGAUGAAAUGUGUCAAAUGAUAAAAACUCAUAUGCUGCGCCCACCUAAAUCAGAUGAGGCGUUGCCUGCUAGUAAACUUCCUUGUUAUCAACCAAUGCGGAAUCUCCGUAGAGCUACCCGAUUUUGGCCUCUUAACGUUGAGGGGAGCAUUAUCUUCAACGUUCAGAAGACCACGAAAUUGCCGGCAAUCUGUUCAACUUAUCAGAAGGCAGCAUUAACACUCGAUGAUAUUCAGGAGUUGAAAAAGAAUUUAUCACAAUUAAUAGAGUUACGUGAUAGAGAAGUUGAGUUGGUAGAACAGUCCUGGAAAACAAGUACAAAAAGGAAUCUCUCUCCAGCGGAGCAAUACCGGGAAUUAUUGUCAGAUUUGAGUUUGUUCAUGUCCAACUCUGUGAAUAACUCUGUGAAUCACCUGGAAAUUUUCGACUUUUUCAUGAAUCUGGCUAAGAGUGAUGGAAUAAAAGUAACCAGCGAUGAUGUUUCCCUAAAUGAUCUGAAAGAUACUGCUCACGUGGUAGAUGUAAAGCGGCAGAGUGAGCAGAAUAGCGACGUUUCACCACCGUUGGCUAAAAAACAACGUCUUCCUUGGAAGCAGAACGAAACUUUGAGAAUCUCAGAGUGGUUGAACACUCAAAAUGCUCAAAGAUUCAAGGCUCAUAGCAAGGAGUUCGAAGCUCGUGUCGAGUUUGGUCAUAGACCUGCUCAGCUAUACAAAAACUUAGAUCUUUCCACCGCAGCACCAAGAGGUGAACCAAACCGUUCAUAG